This is a messenger RNA of Esox lucius (northern pike), 4364 nucleotides long. RefSeq names its product TLC domain-containing protein 1. Gene Ontology annotation, cellular component: plasma membrane. The record is from RefSeq and is a predicted model, not a curated record. Bases 1589 to 2419 code for a protein of 276 amino acids. Lineage: Eukaryota; Metazoa; Chordata; Actinopteri; Esociformes; Esocidae. The transcript is spliced from 4 exons. Gene Ontology annotation, biological process: plasma membrane organization; regulation of membrane lipid distribution; phospholipid homeostasis.
UGAGGCAACAUUAACAGCUGUCAUCUUAACAGGCGACGGCUUAACGGGUGUCGGCUUAACAGGUAGAGUGGAAUCUUUAUUUAAGGUUUUGGCUUAACAGGUAGAGUGGAGUCUUUAUUUAAGGUGUCGGCUUAACAGGUAGACUGGAGUCUUUAUUUAAGGUUUCGGCUUAACAGGUAGAGUGGAGUCUUUAUUUAAGGUGUCGGCUUAACAGGUAGAGAGGAAUCUUUAUUUAAGGUGUCAGCUUAACAGGUAGACUGGAGUCUUUAUUUAAGGUGUCGGCUUAACAGGUAGAGUGGAGUCUUUAUUUAAGGUGUCGGCUUAACAGGUAGAGUGGAGUCUUUAUUUAAGGUUUCGGCUUAACAGGUAGAGUGGAGUCUUUAUUUAAGGUUUUGGCUUAACAGGUAGACUGGAGUCUUUAUUUAAGGUGUCGGCUUAACAGGUAGACUGGAGUCUUUAUUUAAGGUUUCGGCUUAACAGGUAGAGUGGAGUCUUUAUUUAAGGUUUUGGCUUAACAGGUAGACUGGAGUCUUUAUUUAAGGUGUCGGCUUAACAGGUAGACUGGAGUCUUUAUUUAAGGUUUCGGCUUAACAGGUAGAGUGGAGUCUUUAUUUAAGGUUUCGGCUUAACAGGUAGACUGGAGUCUUUAUUUAAGGUGUCGGCUUAACAGGUAGAGUGGAGUCUUUAUUUAAGGUGUCGGCUUAACAGGUAGACUGGAGUCUUUAUUUAAGGUGUCGGCUUAACAGGUAGAGUGGAGUCUUUAUUUAAGGUGUCGGCUUAAUAGGUAGAGUGGAGUCUUUAUUUAAGGUGUCGGCUUAACAGGUAGAGUGGAGUCUUUAUUUAAGGUGUCGGCUUGACAGGUGUAGCUUAACAGGUGUUGCCUUAGCUAGGGUGUCAUAACUUUUGACUGAUGUCAUAGUAGAUUAAAGUUGUCAUGUAGCUUUAGCAACUCCUGGCAGGUUGGUUUCCUGAAAGCUCUAUCAAGUAACAGGCUGGAGAAUGUUUCCUCUGGCAUGUAAGGAUUGUAAUAUAAACUUCCUGGUUGACCAGAUAAAGAAGAAUCAGAAUGGCAUCCGUUGUGCUUCAGAAGACAUAUCUCAACAUCAAUUGUCCCGUAUUUGUUGGAAGAUGCUAUGAUGAACCUUAGUUGGAAAUCACAAAAUACAGGACAAACAGAAAUGUCAGAUUAAAGAUAGUUAAGAUAUGUUUUAACAAAGUUAUUGUUUACAUCAAAGUAAAGAUAUAUAAUAGUAAACUUAUGUCAUAUUAAAGUUUAUACACUGAUGACGUCGAUGAGUAGAACUUGUGGGCUAAAUAACUGUUGGUGUUAAAUAACCACACCUACAGCAAACUGUACACAAGGUAGAGAAAAGGGAGUGAUGGCGGCAGAGCAGGAGGUGAAAGGGGAGGGACUGAGCUACAGCAGGAGAGAACCAGUCAGUGUUGUUUGAUACAGAAAGAGGAGUGGUUCAGAGAGCAGAGAAAGUCAAUGAAGGAAGAAGCACAAGGGUGACAGAAAGAGAGAGUAAUUAAGAGGAUUUAGGAGGACCCAGUUGUAGAGAAUACUGCCGGAGUACUUGCUGUGACAAUGGAGUUGUGUGACUGGAGUGUGAGUCUGUGUGUGUGGUUUGUGAGUGCGUGUGCGGACCUGUGUGAGCACUGGCCAUGGAGGUGUGUGUGUGUGUGUUCGUUGUUUUUCCGGCUGCUCCACACGGCGCUGAGGAGGCUCCCCCGUCCUGAGAGGGUCUGUACACACCCAUGGAGGAACUGGAAGUGGAACAACCUGUCUGUCUCCAUGGUCCACUCCACUGUCACUGCUGUCUGGGCCCACGCAAGCGUGGCCCAUUCACCUGUCAUGUUGGAGGACAUGUAUUCAGCCAGCAGCCCUCUGGCAUACCUGCUGGUCUGCUUCUCAACAGGGUAUUUCAUCCAGGAUGCUGCUGACAUCCUCUUCAGCGGCUUUGCUAGAGCAUCAUGGGAGUUCCUACUUCAUCACUUUCUGGUGUUAUUUUGUUUCCUGUACUCGAUUGUGACACGCAAUUACGUCUCAGGCGUUAUCGUGGCAUUGUUUGUGGAGGUCAACAGCAUCUUCCUCCACACCAGGCAAAUGAUGAGGCUGGCCGGUGCUGACACCUCUUCGUAUCCCUACUCUGUCGUACGGCUGCUCAACCUCAUCACCUACGUGUUCUUCCGCCUGGGAGCACAGUUCCUCAUCACCCGCUUCAUCCUCCUGAACUACACCUGGUUAGAACACGCCCACUACUUCCUGGCCGCCAUUGGAGCCAUGAACAUUAUGAUGCUGGUGUAUCUAUGGCGACUGGUUCGUGCCGACUUCAUGACCCGGCAACAGCCCUGCCACCAUGACAACGGAAGAAGCAGAACCUGUGACAAGGACCACAGGUUCCUAAAGGAGGACUAGACAGGCUCUGAAAAUCCCAGGCCCAGGUCUCUAUUCCAAAACAUCAGUAGGGAACUACUGAGAAAACACCUGAUCUGCCUAUUUUCAUAAAUACAGCUUCCGCCACUAUGUAAAGAUAUAGCUUCACCCAACUCCAUAUAAAUACAGCUUCCCCCACUAUGUAAAGAUAUAGCUUCACCCAACUCCAUAUAAAUACAGCUUCCCCCACUAUGUAAAGAUAUGGCUUCACGCUACUCCAUAAAGAUACAUAGUCAACCUACUCCAUAAAGAUACAUAGUCAACCUACUCCAUAAAGAUACAUAGUCAACCUACUCCAUAUACAGUGCCUAUAGGAACUCAUCAUACCCUGUCAAAAUCCUUACCUUUUGUCAUAUUACACCAUGGAAAUUAAAAUAAAUUAAAUCUAUCUUUUUCCAGCUGUAUUUACACAGUAUAACCCUUGACAUCAAAGUGAAAAGAACAUUUAAAAAAAGUCUGAACAAUUAUAAAAAUGUGAUUAGUGAAAUACCUGGAGUAACCAUUAUAAACUUGCUCAGGUACAACCAGUCACUUCCCAGAUAAUACCCCUGACCUGACAUCAAAUGUAGUGGUAGCCCUGACCUAAAUCCAAUGGAAAAUCUGUGGAUGGACUUGCAGACAGCAGCCAACACCACUCCCCACGAAAUAAAAAGGCAGAAUGUAAAUAAAGCCAGAACCAAAAAUAUAUUUUAAUGGGUUUUGAUUUCAGGCUGUAAGACAAAAAAGUUAGUAUUUCAAAGGAGUAUGAUGAUUUUCUAUAGGCAUUGUAGAUAUAGCUUCACCCUACUCCAUAAAGACACAGCUUCACCCUACACCAUAUAGAUGCAGCUUCACCCUACUCCAUAAAGACACAGCUUCACCCUACUCUAUAAAGCCUGUGAAGAUAAUACAACUUUUCUCUACUAGACACAGUGGUCCAUGUCAAAUGAUAAAAUGUCCAAUUAAAGGGAUAAUAAGGGUUGGCUGUUUAAGUACUUUGGUUAACAAUCAGGCUGGUUAUAAAUUUAUCUAAAUUUGUCCCUUACCAUCAGGGUAAGGUUGUCAGCACACAGGUUCUAUGUCUGGUUAAAAAAACUAAACACUGUAUUCAGUGUCAUGAUCUGGGGAUGCUUUGCUGCAUCAGGAUCUGAUGGUGGCAGCAUCAUGGUCUGGGGAUGCUUUCCUGCAUCAGGACCAGGUGGUGGCAGCUUUGCUGCAUCAGGACCAGGUGGUGGCAGCGUCUUGGUGUAGGGAUGCUUUGCUGCAUCAGGACCUGGACAACUUGCCAUCACGGAAGGAAGCAUGGAAUUCUAAAGGAGAACGUGAGGUCAUUCGUCUGUAAGAUGUAGCGCAGCUGGCUCCUGCAGCAAAGCAAUGGGAGCAAAUGUUUUUUCACAGCAAUGUAUUAUAACCCAGCUAUAGCCAGGCAUCUGCCCACACAAUGUUGACAUGACCAGGGUUUUCCCACUCUGCUCAUCUUUCCUGGGAUUCAACACGUUCGCUGCCAUGUUUUCACUACUUUGAUAUUUUGGCUUGUACAGAGACUUCUGUUAUAGGUAUCAAGUGUUUUAUGGUGUAAACAUCAGCACAAUCUCAGCUACACUUAAAAUGACAUCAUAACAGUUUUCUGAGACACUGAAAUUUUGUGUGUAAACAUGCAAAAAAAAUAAUCACACUGACACUAAAGGAUGCUUUUACAAAACAACCAGCCAUCCGGGAAGCAAAAGCUCAGGGAUUCCCUCAUUUGGUUUAGAGAAGGCCGAUAUGUUGGGGGAACCCUGAAAUUGCUGUUUUCUGUAAUACCCCCAGAGUGCAGAAGUAAGCAAAUCAAUGAAACAUUAGACAUGCCUAGAAAAACAUAUUUUUCCAUCAUGACAUCUACUUCCAUAAAUAUGGAUAUUUUGUAAAAAUCCAAUCAAGAAUAAAAUAUAACCUUGGAACACUGACA